GAGGCAUCCUGCUGGUCCAGCCUGGACCAGUGUCCCUUUGUCCUGGGCCUCAGCAGUGAGAACGGGGAGCUGCUGCUGGACCAGCUCGUCCAGGUCACCGAGGGCAACCAGACCAAGGAGAGACACCUGUUCCUCUUCAACAACGUACUCGUCUUCGCUAAGCUGAAGUCAAGCGCCAGCUACCGUCUGAAGCACAGGGUGAUGCUGGAAGACAUCUGGGUCUACAGCUUUGACGAUGAUGACGAUGACGAGGAUGAUGAAGAGGCUGGAGGGGAUGUGGACCUCAGGGUCACUCUGGUGUUGGCCUGGGCGCCCACUUACUGCAUCGUCUCUUUCUGCUCACCGGGAGUGAAGGAGCGUUGGCGGGCCACCCUGCACAGGAAGAUUAUUGAGGCCAGAGCCACGUCUGGCGUUACCGCGCCAACACCACACGCACUCAUGAAGGUGUUGAGUGGAACCGUCACGAAUAAAACUCUAACAGGAGUUGGCAUGGAACCUUUUAUUGAGUUUCAAUCUGAGGCUGACCUCAAACAGCCCGCCCCGGGCAAGCCUCCCGCCAUCCUGGAAGACAGAUUAACCCAGCCAAUCGAAAAUGCCGGUAAAUGGAACAUUAUACGCAGAGUGAUGAAGGGCUUGUCCAGACAGGAGCUGGACUCUGGGGCCCAGCUGUUUGGACAGCCCCUGUCCAAGAUAUGCCCAGACAACUGCUCUCUUCCCAAGCCACUCACUGACAUGCUGGUGCUGCUGAGGAGUAAGGCCCCAUCCACAGAGGGGGUUUUCCGCAAGCCGGGCAACACCCGGGUCACCAGGGAGCUCCGGGAGCAGCUGGACGCGGGCCAGGAGGUUGACCUUGAGGGGCUGCCCGUGGUGCUCCUGGUGGCGCUGCUCAAGUGUUUUCUGAAGGAGCUGCCGGGAAGCCUGCUGGUGUCUGACCUGUAUGUCCCCUGGGUGAAGGCUCUGGAUGCGGACGAGGGCCGACAGAGGUCUUCACAGAUCAAGAGGGUUCUGGGCCAGCUCCCUGUGCACAACCGGCUGCUCCUGCAGCAGCUGCUCAGCGUUCUCCACCACGUCCUGGAGCAGUCCGACACCAACAAGAUGGACGCCCACAACCUGGCCGUCUGCACCGCGCCCACGCUGCUGCAGCUCAAUGCCACCCCUCUGGAGGAGCAGAAAGAGAGGCUAGAGAAGGUGACAGAGCUCACGCAGUACCUCAUUGAGCACAGCUGCGAGCUGCUGGGAGAGAAUGUUCUUCGUCCUUUGGGGGACACCGAAGAGGACAACUCUGACACCCUGAGCUCUCAGCUGCACGACUCUGCGUACGACAGCACCGACCCGGAGGCGGAGGCCGACCUGGCCGAGGGCGCGGGCUCCGUGGCGGGUUCGUCCCGAUCACUGCCUUGCUUCACCGCCAGCACCGCUUCCAGCCUCCCUUCCUGCUCCUCCGAGGCCUUCGCCAAGCCCACCUUCAACCGCCGCUGCUCCGAGCCCAUCCUUAAAGCCCUCCGCCCCCCUUGGGAGGCCACGCCCAGGGCCGGUCUGAGCGGCCUGGCGAGGAGCCAAGACGACUGCUCACUGGAGAGCAGGGGUGGCUACGAGCAGCACCCACUGAAGAAGCAGAUCUCCGAUGACUCGGUCUCGAUCCGGACGCCCGCCGAUCCAGCAGCUCCCGCACUCGUGGAAGGCGUCGCCCCCUUGUGGAAAGACUUGCACUCCUCCACCGGCUCUAUCGAGAGCGCCGCCUCAAACCAAUCGGAGGGCUCGGUUUUCAGCAACUCCCCGCCGCCGUCCCCCACGUGCCAGCGCAAGUGGUCCUCAAUCCGCCAGCCCCGGUGGGGUGCGACACCCAGGACGGACGGCGGCCCGGUCCCAGACUCAGAGGGGAAGCGCAGGACUCAGUCCAUGAAGCUGGGCGGGAAGGACUGUGGGAAGACGCUGAAGAAAGCGGCUGGCUUCUCCUUCCGCAAGAGCAGCCUGAAGGCCGCUCACGAGGCUCCCAGGGACACGGCCUUCACCUGCGGGACGCUCCGCAAGGACUCUCUGCCCGGGUCCCUGCGCCGGCCACGCCCCCUGUCGGCCAUUGAGGUCUUCCAGCUAACCUGCCACCCCCCGUCCUACGAGCAGGCGGUGCAGAGCGCCGGCCCGCCCACUGCUCCACACCGCCCCCCGCUGACGGUGCAGGACGCCCAGAGGGAGCAGGUCUGGAGGGCGCCGCGACGCCCGGCCUCCAUGAGCGACGACUUCCUGUCCAGCUCUCCGGUCAACCGGUAUGCGGACUGCUUCCCCUCGGCCCCGGCGGCAGAGGGGGUCCGGGACGAGGCAGGGGAGCGCCGGCGGCCCUUCCGCCAGAGGGCCACGUCGGAGUCGGCAUACCGGGCCAGCCUGUUGGCGGCGGCGCAGAGCUGCAGCCAGCCCGCCUUCGAAGAGUAUUCCUACGCCAAGGAGUCCUACAUUUGAAGAGUAUUCCUACGCCAUGGAGUCCUACAUUUGAAGAGUAUUCCUACGCCAAGGAGUCCUACAUUUGAGGACCUGUUUUGUGAUCAAUUUUCUUCUCCCGUUUCCCUUUAUCAACUUCCUCUUUCACCUGGAAUGUAUUCCACAUACGUGCAACCGUUUUAAAGGUUGGAUGCUCACUGUAGUACGAUUUAGAGUACAAUUACAAUUUAAGAGAAAGAAAGGUUAUUGGAGGUUGCUAGUCCGUCAUUGAAAAGCUAUGUAAAUAAACACAAAAUAAUUUUUUCUUAAAUAUUUUCACUUUCACUUCUCUGCUAUGCUAUUUGUUGUUAUUUUUCAUGUAGUAAAUCUAGGAGAUUCUGAGAACUGUGCGUAGUUCAAUCAUUCAAUCUCUUUUGUACAUUUUGUGUUAUCUUAACUUCACAUCAUUCUCACUUUCACUACAUUAAAGCACCUUUAUAACAGUA
Messenger RNA from Gadus macrocephalus (Pacific cod), 2918 nucleotides. RefSeq names its product T cell activation RhoGTPase activating protein b (gene tagapb). The transcript is spliced from 12 exons. The record is from RefSeq and is a predicted model, not a curated record. Gene Ontology annotation, molecular function: GTPase activator activity. Gene Ontology annotation, biological process: regulation of Rho protein signal transduction; signal transduction. Lineage: Eukaryota; Metazoa; Chordata; Actinopteri; Gadiformes; Gadidae. Bases 202 to 2454 code for a protein of 750 amino acids.